This is a messenger RNA of Caenorhabditis bovis, 1956 nucleotides long. Lineage: Eukaryota; Metazoa; Nematoda; Chromadorea; Rhabditida; Rhabditidae. The record is from the annotation of a GenBank genome assembly.
AUGCCUCCCACAGUUGUGUCCAAUCGCGAGGAGGAUUCAAUGAACAAUGAGCCAUCAUUGUCAGGAAAAACAAUUAUUGGACUUAUUUAUCCGCCACCAGAUAUUCGAACAAUCGUCGACAAAACGGCGGCGUUCGUAGCGCGUAACGGAGUGGAUUUUGAGAACAAAAUUCGCGAGAAGGAGUCGGACAAUCCGAGAUUCAACUUCCUUUCUAUCACUGAUCCAUAUCAUGCGUACUACAAAAAGAAAGUUUUUGAGUUCGCCGAAGGCAAGGUUGAGCAGCCGAAAGCUGCGGUUCCAGAAGCUGUUAAGGAGCACGUGAAGAAAGCUGAAUUCGUGCCAACUCAUCCUCCACCAGCAUUUGAAUUUUCUCAUGAUCCUUCAACUAUCAACGCUUAUGAAUUGGAUCUCAUCCGAGUCACCGCUCUCUUUGUCGCCAGAAAUGGAAGACAAUUUUUAACACAAUUGAUGACCAGAGAAGCGAGAAACUUCCAGUUUGACUUUCUGAAGCCCGCGCAUUCAAGCUUCAACUAUUUCACGAAGCUUGUUGAACAAUACACAAAAGUCAUUGUGCCUGCCAAUAAUAUCGUCGAGCAGUUGCGAAAUGAUGCAACCAACAAGAAAAAAUUGAUGGAGGAUAUUCAGUAUCGUGUCGCUUGGGAAAAGCAUCAGAAAAAUUUGAAGGACAAGGAAGAAGCCGAGCUCGAGAAGGAGCGAAUGGCAUACGCUCAAAUCGAUUGGCAUGAUUUUGUCGUUGUACAGACAGUCGACUUCCAACCAGGAGAUAGCGCUAAAUUGCCUCCAUUGUGCACUCCAAAAGACGUCGGAGCUCGAAUUCUUCUCGAGGCUCGCAACGAGCAACAGAAGGCUGCCGCUGAAAUGCAAGAAAUGGAUAUGGAGGAUUCGGAUAGCGAGGAAGAAGCUGAAAAACCCGCCGAAGCUCCACAGCCUGUGUUCACUGCGCCACUGCCUCCGACCAAGCAGAAAGACGUUAUCGUUCGCGACUAUGAUCCAAAGAAGGCCAUGGCGAACAAGUCGAAGCCGUCGGAGAAAUGGCUCAUCUCCCCGCUCACCGGAGAACGAAUUCCGUCUGACAAGCUUGAUGAGCACGUUCGCUACAAUACUGUUGAUUCGCAGUACAAGGAGGAUCGCGAUCGUCAUUUGGGUGAGAGAAGUGCGGAGGAGCCGGUAUUGGCGUUGGGCGCCGACAUCAGCAGAAAUUUGGGACAAUUCGCCGAACGUCGUACGGAUAUCUUCGGUGUUGGCGGCGAGCAGACGAUGAUCGGAAAGAAAUUGGGCGAGGACGAGGAAUCACAACCCGCCAAUAAGCUUAUAUGGGAUGGUACUGAGGAGAGCCGAGAGGCGAUAACGCGUGCUGUGCAGAACCAAGUCACAAUAGAUCAGCAGAUAAAUGAUAUUCAUCGUCAACACGGAUUUCUUCCGGAUCCGUCGAAGGAAAAAAUUGCGGUUCAACAGCCGACGGCAACUACGAAAAUGUCUUCUGGAUCGAUUACGAUCACUCAAGGAAUUGCCUCAAGUGCUCUUCCACAACCGCCACCAGGAGGAUGGCUUGGAGCGCCGAAGCCGAACACUCAUAUUAUGCCGUUGAAAUCUGAAGGGCCACCGGCUAAACGCCAGAAAACUGAAGAGGAAUUAGAGCCAGAAGAUGUUUGGCUUCAGAAGGUUCGAGGAAACAUUGAGCUUAUCAUCCAACUUCCUGUUUCUCCGGAAUUCCAAAUGGAUGGCGCAAUUGUGCCAUUUGUGAUGGAUGUUGCAGCGCCGAUUAGCGAGUUGAAACAGAAAAUCCAAGACACCUACGGAAUGCCGGCGUCAAAGCAAAAAUUAGUCUCAGAGGGCUUCUUUAUGAAAGACAACUUGAGCUGCGCGUUUUACAACUUGAACAAUCGCUCACUCGUUAUUCUUCAAGUCAAGGAGCGUGGAGGAAAAAAGAAAUAA